GUUAGCCACCUCCGAAGGUCUCCUUCGCGGGGGCAAAUUUUUUCGAUUCUUCGUUCCAUUUUCCCCUUCUCUUUUCCGCCCCUCGCCACCAUUAUUUUUACGCCCCCCGUUCUCUUCUCCUCCAUCAUCCUUCCUCUCUCUUUCCUUUCAAUCUCUCUCUGUUUUUUUCCGCCAUAGGGAGAUCGCAAGGUCGGUGAAGAGAUCUCGAUCUCGAUCUCCUCCCCCUCGUCUUCUAUUUUCUUGUUAGUUUUCCUCGAUCUCGAUCGCAUCUCCGCCCGCCGCCUCUUCUUCUCCCAUCUCCCAUACGAUUCCCCUCCAAGAUCCUCGGAUCCGACCCCCCUGCUUCGUAUUCCUCGUCGCCGAAACCCUAGAUCCGGGUGCAUCGGCGUCGGAUCCUUUGCGUAGAUCUAGAUCUCGCCUACUCGGGGCGGCAUGGAGGCGAUGGAGGAGCUCUCGCAGCUGUCCGAGGCCAUGCUCCAAGCUGCGGCCCUUCUUGCCGACGAGGACGUCGACGAGCCCUCGUCGAAGAGGAACUCGACCUUCCUCAACGUCGUGGUCCUCGGGAACGUCGGCGCGGGCAAAUCGGCUGUAUUGAACAGUUUGAUCGGACACCCUGUACUGCCCACGGGAGAGAACGGUGCGACUCGGGCUCCCAUCAGCAUCGAUCUGCAGCGGGAUAGUUCCCUCAGUAGUAAAUCAAUCAUCUUGCAGAUAGACAGCAAAUCCCAGCAGGUUUCCGCAAGUGCUCUUAGACAUUCUCUUCAAGACAGGCUAAGCAAGGGGGCAGGGGUGAAUAGCUCUGGAAGGAGCCGUGCGGAUGAAAUAUAUUUAAAGCUACGUACCAGUACAGCACCUCCACUAAAAUUAGUUGAUUUACCUGGACUAGACCAGCGAGCUAUGGAUGAAUCAAUGAUCAGUGACUAUGCUGCGCAUAACGAUGCAAUUUUGUUAGUAAUUAUACCUGCUUCUCAAGCUCCGGAAAUUUCAUCUUCUCGAGCUCUUAGGCUUGCUAAGGAAUUUGAUUCAGAAGGAACCAGAACAAUUGGUGUUAUUAGCAAAAUUGAUCAAGCAGCUGGAGACCAGAAAAGUCUUGCCGCUGUUCAGGCCCUUCUCCUGAAUCAGGGACCACGAAGUGCGGCUGAUAUUCAAUGGGUCGCGUUGAUUGGGCAAUCUGUAUCUAUUGCAUCAGCCCAAGCUGGAUCAGUUGGUUCUGAAAACUCAUUAGAAACUGCUUGGAGAGCUGAGAGCGAAAGCCUUAAAUCUAUACUGACUGGAGCUCCCCCAAGCAAGCUUGGUAGAGUAGCUUUAGUCGAUACACUUGCUAAGCAGAUAAGGAAGCGAAUGAAAGUGAGGCUCCCGAACCUCCUAUCUGGGCUCCAGGGUAAGUCGCAGAUAGUACAAGAUGAAUUGGUAAGGCUGGGGGAGCAAAUGGUGCAUAGUGCGGAAGGAACCAGGGCUAUUGCUCUAGAGCUUUGCCGAGAAUUUGAAGAUAAGUUUCUUCAGCAUAUUGCAACUGGUGAGGGUACAGGAUGGAAAAUUGUUGCAAGUUUUGAGGGGAACUUCCCUAAUAGGAUCAAGCAACUUCCAUUAGACAGGCAUUUUGAUAUCAAUAAUGUGAAAAGAAUUGUAUUGGAAGCUGAUGGUUAUCAACCGUACUUGAUAUCUCCGGAGAAAGGUUUAAGAUCUUUGAUAAAAGGAGUUCUAGAACUUGCGAAAGAACCGUCGCGGCUAUGUGUUGAUGAGGUACACCGUGUAUUAAUUGAUAUAGUAUCUGCUGCUGCUAAUGCUACGCCAGGUCUUGGAAGAUACGCUCCAUUCAAGCGCGAGGUUAUUACACUUGCAUCUAAUGCUUUGGAGGGGUUUAGAAAUGAGGCCAAAAAGAUGGUGGUUGCUCUUGUUGAUAUGGAGCGUGCAUUUGUUCCUCCUCAGCACUUCAUUCGCUUAGUUCAAAGGAGAAUGGAUAGGCAGCGACGUGAGGAAGAGCUAAAGAAUAAAUCUUCUAAGAAGGCGCAGGAGGCUGAGCAAGCCAUUUUAAACAGGGCAACAAGCCCUCAAACAGGAUCACAACAAGCUGGUGAUAACAUUAAGUCGUCGAAAGAGAAGUCUUCUAAACAAGAUAAAGAUGCAAAAGAGGGAUCAAAUCUACAAGUUGCUGGGCCUAGUGGAGAAAUAACAGCUGGUUUUCUCUUGAAGAAAAGUGCAAAAACAAAUGGCUGGAGCAGGCGUUGGUUUGUUCUGAAUGAAAAAAGUGGCAAGCUUGGCUACACCAAGAAACAGGAAGAAAGACAUUUUCGGGGUGUUAUCACCUUGGAGGAAUGUUAUAUUGAAGAGAUUUCAGAUGAGGAGGAUCCUCCAAAAAGUUUGAAGGAAUCAAAAAAAGCAAACGGACCAGAUUCUGGAAAAGCUCCAAGUCUCAUGUUUAAAAUAACUAACAAGGUUCCAUAUAAAACUGUUUUGAAAGCUCACAGUGCUGUUGUACUGAAGGCUGAGAGCAUGGCUGACAAAGUUGAGUGGGUGAAUAAGAUAAGAAGUGUCAUUCAACCAAAGGGGGCUCCUGCCAAGGGUACAGCAACAACAAUUGAAGGCGGUCCAUCCAUAAGGCAAAGCCUUUCAGAUGGUUCCUUAGACACAAUGGCUAGAAGACCUGCCGAUCCUGAAGAAGAGCUUAGAUGGAUGUCUCAAGAAGUUCGUGGUUAUGUGGAAGCUGUUUUGAACAGUCUUGCUGCAAAUGUUCCGAAGGCUGUUGUGCUUUGUCAAGUGGAGAAAGCAAAGGAAGAUAUGCUGAAUCAGCUUUACAGCUCAGUGAGUUCACAAAGCACAGCAAGGAUUGAAGAAUUGCUUCAAGAGGACCAAAAUGUCAAACGUAGGCGAGAACGGUAUCAAAAACAGUCAUCUCUCCUCUCAAAGCUUACCCGUCAGCUUAGCAUUCAGGACAAUCGUGCAGCAGCUGCUAGUUGGUCUGAUGGUGGCACUGGAUCUGAGAGUAGUCCAAGAACCCCUGGCCACUCAGGUGAAGAAUGGAGGUCCGCAUUUGGUGCUGCAGCAAAUGGGCCUGCCGAUUUUUCCAGCUCCCGCAGUGAAUCGAGGUCAAGCAGCGCCAAUGGCCAUGGCCGCCGUUACAGUGACCCGGCACAGAAUGGUGAUUCAAGCUCAGGUGCAAACUCUGGCAGCCGUCGGACGCCUAAUCGUUUGCCACCACCACCACCUCAAAGUAGUUCAUCAGUGUAUAAGUAUUAGCCACACACUAAGGAGCAUUCCAUACUCUUAUAUUCUUGUCGGGUGCACAUUUAUUUCGCUUCUAUCGAUGGUAUGUUGUUGAGCUGGUUUGACAUUUGCAGAAGAGCCCCUGCAGGCUGAAAAAGGUGGCAUUAUGCACCCACGACCCUAUGGAUCCCAAUUAUUGUUAAUAGAGAGAGAGAUAUAUAUAUAUAUAUAGGUAUCUAUUUCCUUUUAUUAAGUUCCUUGGGAUUCUGAUGUAGCUUAUUCAGUCCGGUGCUCUUGUGAGGCUGUUGGUUUUGUUACAACUUUCAUUGGCUUUUGCUUUUUUGCUUUGAUAUCACUCUUGUAUAAUUUUUCCGUUGGGACCUUAUUUUGAUUAAUUAUUUUUUCAAAA
Molecule: messenger RNA, 3613 nt
Organism: Ananas comosus (pineapple)
Lineage: Eukaryota; Viridiplantae; Streptophyta; Magnoliopsida; Poales; Bromeliaceae
Product: dynamin-2A-like
Exons: 22
Coding region: 433-3237 (934 amino acids)
Cellular component (GO): cytoplasm; membrane; microtubule
Molecular function (GO): microtubule binding; GTPase activity; GTP binding
Source: RefSeq, a predicted model, not a curated record